CAACUUCUCCCCGGCCCUCUAUGAGUUUGUCACCAAGCAGAUGAAGAGAAACCUCAUCUUGGUACUGAAUAAGAUUGAUCUGGCCCCACCAGCCUUGGUGGUGGCCUGGAAGUAUUAUUUCAAGAGUCGGUUCCCUGAGAUCCACGUGAUCUGUUUCACUUCUUACCCACAGCAAGACCAAGAUCCCAGUGCAGUAUUCAAAAAACGCCGGAAGCGUCGAAAGGGCUGGAGCACAGCUAUGGGGCCCAAUCAGCUCCUGAGCUCCUGCGAGACUAUCACAGCGGGCAAAGUGGACUUGAGUAGCUGGAAAGAGAAGAUUGAGCGGGAUGCUGCCGGUGCUGGCCUGUUGCUGGAUGACUCUGAGGAAGAUGAGGAGGAUGACCGAAGUAUGACCGUGCUGGUGGAGCAUCAGACAGAUGUAGCUAUGGAGGGCGGUGGAAUUUCCCAGGAACUCUACAAAGACGGAAUCUUGACAGUCGGCUGCGUAGGCUUUCCCAAUGUCGGCAAGUCCUCCCUUAUUAAUGGGCUGGUAGGCCGCAAAGUGGUGAGCGUCUCCCGCACUCCCGGUCAUACUAAGUACUUCCAGACCUACUUCCUUACACCCACGGUCAAGUUGUGCGAUUGUCCAGGGCUCAUCUUCCCGUCUCUUGUUGACAGGAAACAGCAGAUAUUGGCUGGUAUCUACCCUAUUUCCCAGAUCCAGGAGCCCUAUACUUCUGUGGGGUUCUUGGCUAGCCGGAUUCCGGUGCAGGCCUUGCUCAAGCUGCGGCAUCCUGACGCCGAACACGGCAAGCCUGAACCCCCUUGGUGUGCCUGGGAUGUAUGUGAAGCCUGGGCUGAGAAACGAGGUUACAAGACAGCCAAAGGAGCCCGGAAUGAUGUUUACCGAGCAGCCAACAGUCUUCUACGCCUCGCAGUCGACGGGCGGCUCUGUGUCUGUAUGCGAUCUCCAGGCUACACGUCACAGAAAG
Thamnophis sirtalis is the source of this 971-nucleotide messenger RNA. The record is from RefSeq and is a predicted model, not a curated record. Lineage: Eukaryota; Metazoa; Chordata; Lepidosauria; Squamata; Natricidae.